This is a messenger RNA of Thamnophis sirtalis, 915 nucleotides long. The record is from RefSeq and is a predicted model, not a curated record. NCBI's taxonomy places the organism in Eukaryota, Metazoa, Chordata, Lepidosauria, Squamata, Natricidae.
AUGCAUAACUUCCAGAUUAAAUCCACAGUAUCUCUUGUUAAAGGACUCAGCCCAGAUACAUUCAGAAUAUUUAACCUUCAAGUCCCAGAAAGAAAUAAUAUUCUAGACAAGAUUGAAUGUACACCAAAGAAAGAAGAAAGAUACUUAUUAGAAUGGCGCAAUAAUCCUCAACCACAACAUGCAAAGCUACUUAGAAUGCAUACCAAGUUUAUAAAUGAGCCAGUAUUAUAUAUGGAAACAGAGGAUACAAAAACAAAACAGUCUCAUUGGUGGCCGACCUUUGAACCCACUGUACAGCGCCCUAAACCACCUUAUGACAAGCAGAGCACUCACCGGAAUGAUUUCCAGAAGCCAAACUGUAUUUUGUCUCGGCCUCUUAAACAUCCCUCUAAGUUACAACCUUCAAAAGGAAUAGUUCCACUUGCAUCUCCUCAACUGCCGAGUCGCCUUCCGAGAAUUUUCCAAGAGCAGCUCACUUUCAAAUGUAACUAUGAUGCCAGAGCAACUCCCUGCAUCCCCUAUCAGGGAAAGAAACAGGGCACAAUUAUUUUGACAGAGAAAAAAACAGACAAGAUAAUGCCUUCUAUACAAGGGCCAGACUUACUGGAGGACCUCAAAUCAGAAAAAGGAACUCCAGUACAAAAUGGUAUAACCUCAGUCCACGUUGAUUCAUUUGAUGCCCAGAAGACAUCACCUCAUUCUGAUGCAGACUUAUCAAAACCAGCAAUUAAUUUGGAAACCAAGGAUGACCCCAGAACUCCAGAAAUGGACCAGGAGAGUCCGGAGCUUCCUCAAACUGACAAAGUGAAUGAUACUUUUAGCUCUGCGGAAACAAAUUCCCUUAGUAAACCACAGAACCUGUUACCUCCUCUUUGUGAAGCUGCACCACCAAUACCUGACACUCAAGUACUCUAG